Euleptes europaea (tarantolino) is the source of this 710-nucleotide messenger RNA. RefSeq names its product tescalcin (gene TESC). NCBI's taxonomy places the organism in Eukaryota, Metazoa, Chordata, Lepidosauria, Squamata, Sphaerodactylidae. Gene Ontology annotation, molecular function: calcium ion binding. Bases 13 to 639 code for a protein of 208 amino acids. The transcript has 8 exons. The record is from RefSeq and is a predicted model, not a curated record.
UCCUACCACUCCAUGUCGGAGGAGAUCCAGGCGCUGGCGGACAAGACCGGCUUCACUUCAGAUCAAAUCGAGCACCUCCACCGAAGAUUCAAACAGCUAAGUGGGGAUCAGCCAACCAUUCGCAAGGAGCACUUUGAUCGCAUCCCGGAUCUGGAGUUCAACCCCCUCAGGGCCAAAAUCGUCCAUGCCUUUUUUGACAAGAGGAACCUUCGAGAGGCAUCUGAAGGGUUGGCUGAUGAGAUCAAUUUUGAGGACUUCCUGACUAUCAUGUCCAAUUUCCGACCCAUCGAGAUGAAUAUGGAUGAAGAGCAGCUGGAUCGCUUCCGCAAACAGAAGCUGAAAUUCCUCUUUCACAUGUAUGAUGCAGACAGCGAUGGGAAGAUCACCCUGCAGGAAUACAGAAAAGUGGUGCAGGAGCUGCUCUCAGGGAACCCCCACCUGGAUAAGGAGUCGGUGAGGUCCAUCGCCGACGGAGCCAUGAUGGAGGCCGCCAGCAUCUGCAUGGGGCAAAUGGAGCCGGACCAGGUGUAUGAGGGAAUCACAUUUGAAGACUUCCUUAAGAUCUGGGACGGAAUCGACAUCGAGACCAAGAUGCACGUCCGCUUCCUCACCAUGGAGCCAAUUGCGCCUUGCCACUAACCAAAGAGAAGCUGCGAUGGAGGUGCCUUUGGAGCGACCCGGGACAGAACGUCAGGUGGUCGAUACGGGUA